UCCAACUAAAUCGGCACCGAACUUUUCUUACCAAUUUCUCCUGCCCUACGCACGCCUGGAAAUACGUUGCAAACUCGCAAAUCCAACGAUGAACGGCGCACCGCAAUCGCCCGAGGAUAUCGACCUCUACGAAAUCCUCGGCGUCCCCAAAGAUGCCUCGCAGGCAGACAUCAGAAAAGCCUACCGGAAGCAGGCGCUCGCAAACCAUCCUGACAAAGUCCCGCCCGAGGAGCGAGAAGAGGCUGAAGCUCGCUUCAAGGCCGCUAGCCAAGCCUACGAAAUCCUCUACGACGACGAAAAGCGACAUCUUUACGAUGCACAAGGGAUGGCGGCCUUCAAUGGUGGAGGAGGUGGAGCGGGUGCGGAGGUCAACAUGGAAGACAUCCUAAACAUGUUCGGCAUGGGCGGCGGUAUCCCUGGCAUGGGCGGUAUGGGCGGUAUGCCCGGUAUGGGCCGCAGGAAGAUGCGACGAAGCCCGGAUGAGAAUCAGAAAUACGAAGUCACUCUAGAAGAUCUGUACAAGGGAAAGACGGUCAAAUUUUCCAGCACGAAAAGUGUCAUUUGUUCCAAGUGCAGUGGCAGUGGUGGCGUGGACAAGGCUAAGCCCAAGGAAUGCUCUUCUUGCAAAGGUCAAGGUGUCAGGCAGAUUUUGAGCCAGGUUGGACCCGGCAUGUUGACUCAGCGUAUGGUCGAAUGUGGGGCAUGUGAAGGGACGGGUGAGGUCUGGAAUCCAAAGGACAAAUGUAAGAAGUGCAAGGGCAAGAAAGUCACGGAAGAGAGGAAGCAGCUUGAACUCUACAUUCCUCGGGGUGCGAAAGAAGGUGAUCAGAUCAGACUGGAAGGGGAAGCCGAUCAGGUCCCUGGUGCUGAAGAGACGGGAGACAUCAUCUUCCAUCUCGUCGAGCAGCCGCACGAUACCUUUCAACGUACCGGAAAUGAUCUCUCUGCUAAGCUGGAGAUCAGUCUCGCAGAGGCCUUGACGGGUUUCCACCGCGUCGUCAUCAAGCACCUUGAUGGCCGUGGUAUCGAGCUGCAUCAUCCCCAGCUCCCGGGCCAAGUCCUUCGACCGGGUGAAGUUCUCAAAGUCCCUGGUGAGGGUAUGCCAUUGAAGAAAAGCGACGCAAAGGGAGAUCUGUUCUUGGUUGUCGAAGUGCUAUUCCCUGAAGAUGGCUAUUUCACUGAUCCAGCUGCUCUCGAGGGUUUGCGAAAGUUGCUCCCCGGACCGCCUCCAGCCAUCGAAGCGGAAGAGACUGAUGAAGUUCCGUUCGAGAUCGCUGAUAUUGAUGACAUUGGUGGUCAAGAAGCCCAUAACGCCUGGGAGGAUGACGAGGGUCCUCAACAAGCUCAAUGCCAGACCCAGUAAACCAAUACACACGGCAUGACGUGACGAGUUAUGAGGUUCCGAAGAUGAAAGAAGAAGAUGGUCUCUAUUAUCCGCAGAGAUCCACGGCAUUAGACGGCGUUCAGGGUUUCAAAAGCAUUUUUGCGGCGUUGAAUAGAUACGGCAAUGGAUUGAAUGGCCAGGAGACGUCGACCAUUUCCGGCCAGUGAUGAUAUCGAGCUUCGACCAAGCACGACCUGAACUGGGCCCUGGAUGGUAGGGUGCUAGAGGAGACCAGAGAUCGUGCCACAAUGUUUUUGGUCAUGAAAUCCAUGCAUACUCUUCACAGUCAAGAAAGAUGUUCAUUCUGUACUGAAAGUAAAGUGUUUCUAUCAGCGUUGCUCAUCACUGAUCAAACCCUUGAUAUAAUUAUCUAGUCUCCUUUCCUGACG
This is a messenger RNA of Exophiala xenobiotica, 1773 nucleotides long. RefSeq lists its product as uncharacterized. Gene Ontology annotation, molecular function: Hsp70 protein binding. NCBI's taxonomy places the organism in Eukaryota, Fungi, Ascomycota, Eurotiomycetes, Chaetothyriales, Herpotrichiellaceae. Gene Ontology annotation, biological process: protein refolding. The transcript has a single exon. The record is from RefSeq and is a predicted model, not a curated record. Bases 89 to 1363 code for a protein of 424 amino acids. Gene Ontology annotation, cellular component: cytoplasm.